Molecule: messenger RNA, 3371 nt
Organism: Ipomoea triloba (trilobed morning glory)
Lineage: Eukaryota; Viridiplantae; Streptophyta; Magnoliopsida; Solanales; Convolvulaceae
Product: pentatricopeptide repeat-containing protein At4g21300
Exons: 3
Coding region: 823-3246 (807 amino acids)
Biological process (GO): RNA modification
Molecular function (GO): RNA binding; protein binding
Source: RefSeq, a predicted model, not a curated record
AUUUUCAUUUUUCAGUCUCCCGCUCCAGCUCCAAGCCUCCAAAUUCCAGUAUUCACUUCCUGCAGAUUCGCAGAAGUCAGAACACAGAGCCCACUGCCGCAACGCUCGCCGGCCGCCGCUCACCGCAGUCCGCCGCCCACUGCUCACUGGAGCAGUGGAGCACCGCCCGCUAACCGCCACCUGCCGGCCACCGCCCGACGCUCGCCGCCUGCCGCUCACCGGAGACCGUCCGUCGGGCUACCAUUUGAAAUCAUUGCUGCACGGCUGCACCAAAAGGAGUUCCAGCAAGCUGCAAGCAGUAUGCCAGCAGCUGUCCAGGAGUCCGACUCUAAUUGGUUAACUGACCAAUUAACCGGAAAAAAAAAAUUGGUUCGGUUAAUUCGGUAAUAAAAAUUUCGAUUUGGUUAACGGUUAAAGCUUUAAUUCGGGCACACACCCAGUGGGGACAGGGAAUCCCUGCAAGUCUAACUUGGAGCUCAAAUGCAUUGUUGAAUUGCAUGCUUGAAAUUCUUAUAUUGUCAUUGAAAUUGCAUGUUGAUUGGUUGAUGAUCCUUGCAAACAAGUUUUUUAGUUUUAGGGAUUCUUUUCUUAAAGUAAAAAUAACAAUGUUUUCAACUAAGUUAACCUUUUCUGGCUAAAAGUGCAUGUAGGCGCAUAUGAUGAUGAAGAGGCUGUGGGCAGAGAAUAUGAUAUUGCUGCUUUGAAAUAUCGGAGCCCUGGACCACUAAUUAACUUUGCAGUAAGAAAAUACUGAUCCAUCCAGAGCUUAACUGCUUUAUUAAACAAAUACCAGUGCCCAAAGCUUCUCCCACCAAAUGCUAGAUGUUUCAAAAAAAUCUUCUUCGCUUCAUCCCCAGAACUUUCUUUUGCACUGCUGCUUCUGCUUCUACAUUGACCUCCAAGCAUGUUUUCCGUUUAACUCACACUGGCAUUGAGGAGGUUUUAGCAUCCAAACUUGCACCAAUCUUACAUAUUUGCACUUCUUUUUCAGACAGUUCUUCCAUUCUACAACAAGGGCAACAAAUUCAUGCCCAAAUCAUUGUAAAUGGAAUUGUAAGCACGGGUGUUUUGGGAACCCGAAUUCUGGGGAUGUAUGUUCUCUGUAACAGAUUUCUUGAUGCCAAGAAGUUGUUUUGGCAACUCAAUCUUUGCUAUGCUUCUCCUUGGAAUUGGAUGAUCAGAGGGUUUACUGCUUGUGCUGGGUUGCAUGCUGUCAAGUUGGCAAAAUCAGUACAUAGAUGGAUUUGCAGUUUGGGUUUUGAACUGGAUAUCUUUGUUGGGAGUGCCUUGAUUAAGCUCUAUGCUGAAAAUCAUCUUGUAGACGAUGCACGAUGCUUGUUCAAUAAAAUACCUAUGAGGGAUAGUGUUUUGUGGAAUGUAAUGCUUAAUGGGUCUUUGAACUGUGAGGAAGCUGUGGAUGAUGUGGUUGGAUUGUUUGGGCAGAUGAGGGGAAGUGAUACUAAACCAAAUUCUGUGACAUAUGCUUGUGUUCUUUCACUUUGUGCUUCUAAAGGAAUGGUUGAGUUUGGGACUCAACUUCACGGGCUUGUUGUAAAGUGUGGGCUGGAAAUGGAUUCUCCUGUGGCCAACACUUUGAUAGCAAUGUAUAUGAAAUGCCAUUGCUUGAUUGAUGCCAAGAAGUUGUUUGAUACAGUGGGGAAAAAUGAUUUGGUUCCUUGGAAUGGAAUGAUUGGUGGAUAUGUCCAAAAUGGAUUUAUGGCUGAUGCUUUGAAUUUAUUUCACGAAAUGAUAGCUACUGGUGUUAAACCGGACGGAAUCACCUUUGCAAGUUUGCUACCCUCUGUUUCUGAAUCUGGAAAUCUGUAUCUAGGUAGGUCUAUUCAUGGAUACAUUGUGAGACACAAUGUUACUUUGGAUGUGUUUUUGAAAAAUGCACUUAUUGAUAUGUAUUUUAAGUGUAGGAGUGUGGAGAUGGCAUGCAAGGUUUUUGAUGGUAGCCUGCCGGUGGAUAUUGCAAUUUGUACAUCUAUGAUUUCAGGAUUUGCUGUUAAUGGGAUGAAUCUUGAUGCCCUAGAGGUGUUCAGAUGGUUGCUGGUUAAGCAAAUGAAGCCAAAUGCACUUACUUUAGCAAGUGUCUUGCCAGCUUGCACUGAAUUGGCGGCCUUGAAACUUGGUAAGGAGUUGCAUGGUACUGUCUUUAAACAUGGUUACGAAGGAAAAUGCUUUGUGGGUAGUGCCUUGACAGACAUGUAUGCAAAAUGUGGAAGGUUAGACCUUGCUCAUCAAGUUUUCUUGUCGUUGUCUGAAAAAGACACAGUUUGCUGGAACUCAAUGAUUACUGGCUAUUGCAAGAAUGGAGAACCCGAGCAAACCAUUGAUCUUUUCCGCAAGAUGGGUGUAGAAGGAGCUAAAUAUGACUGUGUCAGCAUAUCGGGUGCUCUUUCUGCAUGUGCAAAUAUACCAGCUCUCCAUCAUGGAAAAGAGAUCCAUGGCUUCAUGAUCAAGAGUGCAUUUCACAAUGAUCUUUUCGCUCAAAGUGCACUAAUAGACAUGUAUGCCAAAUGUGGGUACUUGCAUACAGCACGCCGUGCAUUUGAUUUGAUGAAAACGAAAAAUGAAGUUUCGUGGAACAGCAUAAUAUGUGCUUACGGAAACCAUGGCCUAUUAGAAGAAUGCUUAGAUUUGUUUCGCGGGAUGGAAGAAGAUGGAUUUCAGCCUGACCACGUGACUUUCCUCGCUAUCAUAUCUACUUGUGGUCACGCGGGUGAGGUUGAAGAAGGGAAACGCUAUUUCAAUUGCAUGGUCCAAGAAUACGGGAUUGUACCUAGGAUGGAGCAUUAUGCAUGCAUGAUUGAUUUGUAUGGGAGGGCCGGUUGUUUCGAAGAAGCAUUUGAAGUGAUCAAAAGCAUGCCAAUUACCCCAGAUGCCGGCAUCUGGGGCACAUUACUCGGUGCUUGUCGAGUUCAUGGCCACGUUGAGCUCGCUGAAAUGGCUUCGAAGUAUUUGUUCAACUUGGAUCCACAAAAUUCAGGCUAUUAUGUUCUACUGUCAAAUCUACAGGCUGACAGUGGAGAAUGGGAGAGAGCUUCAAAAAUAAGAAGUUUGAUGAAGGAAAGAGGAGUGCAGAAAAUACCUGGGUAUAGCUGGAUUGAAGUUAACAACACCACACAUAUAUUUGUUGCUGCAGACAAGAGUCACCAACAAUCCACUCACAUAUAUUUUGUUUUAGAUAAUCUUCUUAGGGAGGCGCAGAUGGAGGGAUAUUUACCUCAAAUUUAUGUCUAACAUUAUUAUGCUAUUACUACCAGACUUGGACUCUCUUCUCAAUACCUCCCAAUGCUAAUUGUUAGCAUUUUGUCUUAUUUUUAGCUUGAUAUAGAUACACCAAUAAUAAUUUUUUUUUUUGAAAA